This is a messenger RNA of Carassius gibelio (silver crucian carp), 7091 nucleotides long. Its product is annotated as titin homolog. Gene Ontology annotation, molecular function: ATP binding; protein serine/threonine kinase activity. The transcript has 15 exons. The coding region runs from base 604 to 6171 and encodes 1855 amino acids. NCBI's taxonomy places the organism in Eukaryota, Metazoa, Chordata, Actinopteri, Cypriniformes, Cyprinidae. The record is from RefSeq and is a predicted model, not a curated record. Gene Ontology annotation, cellular component: nucleus. Gene Ontology annotation, biological process: cardiac muscle cell development; protein phosphorylation.
UGGGACAUGCUUUGAGCUUGUCUGGAGAGCUGUCAUCAAAGAGCCACUUGCAUAAGAUCACUUUCAACACACCACAUACUGGAUUCAUUUGGCUAAAUUUCUGCACAUUGGGCAAUUUCUCUGUAUGGUAAUGUAUCCCUGUCAGGCAUCAUCAGUCAACCAGAACAGAGAACUCCAGUAUUUCAUGAGGCUGGCAGAUAAGGAAUUAUUAAAGCAGGAGAUAUUUUUUAAAUUUUAACCUGUGCCUGGAAGUUUUUGCUGUCUUUUCUUGGACGCUGCUUUCAAGUGGCUUCAGAGCAAUGGCUAGUUGUGGAAAAUAUGAUGUGCUCUUGCGCCUAUUUGUAGGCCUGCUAUAAAUAGAGUCCGGCUGGCAACACAUGCUCUGCUGUGAUUGACAAUUCUAGCGCUACUGGGACAGUAGGCUCCAAAGAACAGGCAAAGAAACAUACUAAUGUAGUUCUCCAAAUAGUUACUAAGUGGAACUUAACAUAUUGGUUCUGAAUGCCUAGAGACAGACCUGAAUUUUAUUCUGCAGAAAUACUGAAACGCCGUUUAAAGAGACCGCUGGGGUUUUUGGACUUUUGAAGUUAUUUCUUUUGGACAAUGACAUCCAGGAGGCCCUUGACCCGCUCUUACUCUGGAAAUGGGAGAUCGGGAAGCCAAAAUGGGGAAGAUGUUUCAAGUGGAAGGCCAGAAAGCCGAAACUACCUCUCCAAUGUUAGGCCUGAAAACAGGUAUUCAAACUACAGGCCACCCAGAAGUACAUUAUGUACCGUCAUGGCUCAGUUGACCGAAGAGACCCAGCCAUGUUUUGAGACCACCAUAAAAUCGAAGGCAGUGUCAGAAUCGUGCAAUGUCAAAUUCUCAUGUGUGGUCACGGGUUAUCCAGCUCCUGAGUUGACCUGGUACAAAGAUGACAUGGAGUUAGAUCGAUACUGUGGUCUUCCCAAAUAUGAAAUAUUUCGCAAUGGAAAAAUUCACACACUCCACAUCUACAACUGUACAGAAGAUGAUGCCGCCAUUUAUCAGGCCUCAGCAAGGAACAAUAAGGGCAUCGUCUCUUGUUCUGGGGUGCUGGAGGUGGGCACCAUGAGCGAGUUCCUGAUCCACCAAAGGUUCUUCGCCAAACUAAAACAGAAGGCUGAGAACAAGCGGCGGGACCUGGAAGAGAGUCGACGUCGGGGUAAGGAGAACAUCCAAAAGGAACAAUUAAAUGUGAUUAACCAGGAACGCUUACUAAGGAAGCGUAGGACUCCUGCUGGGAAUGACCCCAUGAGCUCUUCUCCUACAACUCAGGAUGGAGAGGAGAACAUGAUCUCCCAAGGGACAGGUGAAGAGCAGCCUGCAAUCAUAGACGAUAAGUCUGAUAAUAUCACAGUACAGGCUACUGUAAUCAUAACAGACAUGAUAAUGGAGAAUGGUAAUGAGAAACUCAACAAUAUUUGCGAUCCAAUGGAGUUAGUCGCCACAAAGCAGUCUUCCAAAGAGAAACCAGGUGAGAAGAAGAUGCGUAUUACCAAUGGAUUUGAUGAGGUGGGUGUUAUUAAGUCCACCCAGAGCAACAGAAAACGAGAGGAUGCUAAUGAAGGAAUGAACCUGGCAAAAAACUUAGCUGAGAGUGUGCAGACGCAAGCUGCUGAACCGCAUCAGAGUUUUGCAAAGUCAAAGGAGAUCAUGGAGGUCGAUGUUACUCCUGUCCAAGAAAAAGAAAAGGAAGGAGAGCUGGAAAUAGAGAGGGAAAGAUUAAAAGAAGAGGAGAGGAACCGAUCAAGAGAAAUAGACCGGGAGAAAGAACGAGAGAAAGCCAAAGAGAGAGAACGAGAGAAAAUUAGGCAAACCGAACAAGAACAAAGAGCUACGUCUGGGCCUUCAACCAAAGCUGCAUCACACAAAGAGCAAGAACACAAGUCAGCCCUAACCUCUGUUCUUCACUCCCUAAAGGACAUAUUCUUCGGCAAAAACAAGAAGUCUACAGAGCCAGCAGAAACCACAAAGAGAACUAGUGAAGUUGUUGUUGUUGAAAAGGAAAUUCCACAUGAGAAACACCUCCCUCCUUCACAAACACCUCCUCAAGAGUCUUUGGUCCAUAGUGAGGCCUCCGAACUUGAGGAACCAAAGCUGGACCAAGAAUCAUCUCAAAUGGUGGAUUUGGAAGUAAAAACUAAAUCUUUAUCGCAAACACAUGAUUCAACUGUCCCUAAUGAUACCAUAAAGUCCAAUCCAGCUGGAUAUAUUUCUGAAUUUCAUGCAAACAAACCUGAAGAUGUGUGUCUUACUGCUGAAAGAGAGCAUAUUGAGAGCAUUGGAGCUACACUUAGACUUUCUGUAGAGCAAGAGAUGCUAAAGGACAAGAGUAGUCCUGAGGAAGUCCCACAGAUUGACACUUCACUGCUUUUCAAGGCUACAGAUGACCAUUUUAAACCUAGUGACACAGAUGUUCAUGACUCGGUGGACUUGGCCAAUCCUCCACUUGAGACUGAAAGGCUGGAAUUCACCUAUCCCGAGGAUGAGGUCAUGCAAGGUGCUGAGGAAAUGUAUAUUUUAGAGGAACAGGGGGGCUCAGCUGCCCCCGGUGCAGAGCUCAUCAUGGCAGACCUGGAAAGCACGAAGUGUUGUGAGAGCCAGCCAGAGUCUCAGCUUUCACAGUGUGCCGACUUUGUUCCUGUCGAAGCGCACGCUGAGUCCCAGUCAGUGGAGCUGAGGGUAGAAGAGAGCAAAGAGCCAUGUGAGUCAAAUGAGAAAGUAAUUCCUCAUAUGGAGGAGGAAGGUUUUAUGAAAACGCUAGAGGGAGGUUCCCUGACAGGGAAAAAUAAAGAGGAGAUGGAUGGUGCAAUAGAAGGGAAAUCUUUCACUGCAGGGGAAAUUGAGUCAGAGAGUGGCUUUGGCAUAAAAGGACCAGUCCUUCCUGUAGUAGUAGUGAGUCAAAGAGAAUAUGAAAUUAAUGAUCAAAAUUCAUUGUCCCCUGUAUUGGAGCUAAGUCAAGAAGGGGAUUCUGUCGCUCUUGUGUCUGAGAGAGCAAUGGAAAUCAAUUUUAAACCAGAUGAAAAAUCUAUACCAGCACUGAAUAUUAGUUUUACAGAGAAUAAAGAAGUCGUAGCUGACUCUGCUACAGUGAAUGACUUUAAUAUGGCGGAAAUCAAGGACGAUAAAAGCAUUCCAAGAAUUGCUGAAGAAAAGGGAAAAGAUAAUGGUGAAGAAAAGAUGGAGAAAAGCACUGAGGAAGAGAGGGAGCAAAAGAGCAAUGUUAAUGCUGAAAAACCAAAGGAUGAUUUCAGUCAACCAAAGAAAAACGAUGUUAAGAGAAACAAUAAUGUUGAUCCAGGGACAGACACAUCUGUUGUAAUUCCACAGAUAGAGUUCCCCAAAAGUCAAAGACGAGGCGAGACUGAGGUUAUAGAAACUCAACCGAGGCCAUACAAAGUAGACAAACCAAAACUCCUUGCAAAAGCACAAGCAGAGAGACGUUUGACCGAGAAGGACCAACCAGCAGUCCAACCAAUCAUAAUUCUCCCCGAUACAAGAGAAACCGUCAUCAAGAAUGUGGCAAAGAAGAGAUCCACGCCACUCAUCCCAGAAAUCAAGGUCACAUUGCCAGAAAGAGUCAAACGUGAAGAAUCUGUUAUUGCGCCCAGAAGUGAAAUCCUGAAAUUAGAGCCUGAGAGAGUUAUGCAACCUUUAACACAAGAGGUGGCACAGAUAUUUCGAGAAAAGGAAAGGCAACCGGAUGAUGCCACAAGAGCAUUAGGUGAAUCAACCUCCAACAGUGCCUUAGUUAUUCCAGAUCGUUUGGCUGUGGCAAGGAACACGCAAUCAUCACCUUCCAUGGAGAGAGCACAGGAAGUUAAACCACAAAAUCUAGAAGCAAGAGUGAGAGGUGGAGAAGAACAAGAAAGUAUCAACACUGGGUUGGGCAGAGACGAUGACAAUAAUAUCCCUAUAAUUAACGUAGCAUAUGCUGAUGAUAACGCUACCACUCUUAAACAAGAGCAAACUCACAGCCACCCCUCACUUCCUGGCAUAGUAAUCUCACUAGAUAUCCCUCAAAGCAUUCCUCCGAUGUCUGUCACAAAUGCUGAAAUGCAUACCAAUAACAAAAAAGAUGACUCCAAGGACUUAGUUACUAUGCUGAAGAGUGAAAGCAAUCAACAUGGUCCAUUUGCUACUUCCGAGAAACCAAAAGAGCAGCUCAUGUCCCAGCUGAGUCCUGAUAUGUCUAUAAAAACUCCUCCUAGUAUCACUAACCAAGACUCAGACAGGGUUCCCCAUCCAAAAGACACAAAAAUAGAACCUGAAUCUGACAGGCUUCAAAAAGACAAACCUUCCAUUGAGAAACUUAGCUUAACAACCCCUGUUGGACCUACACUCCCUCCACUAAGUCCUGCCAGUUUGCGAAGGCUAAUGGCAAAGAAUAACCCAAACUUAGAGAGUCAGGGGUCCAUCUCAAGUGCAUCAGUGGAUGGAAGUGAGAAGAAAGGGGAAGAGAGUGGAGGAAGUACACCCACAUCCACUCUGUCUUGUGAGAGUAGCCCAAAGAUGAAGCGACGAGACAGUCUCACUCUAAUACCCUCAGCCACCCCUGAGGAGCUGGCUUCUGGUGCUCGCCGCAAAAUCUACCUCGCCAAAACCAAGUCAGAGGAUGAGGGAUCUGACACACAGGGUAAGAGGGAUAGUCCAUAUAUGUCGCCCAGUCAAGCUCGUAGGGCGGCUUUCUUGCAACUUCAGAGUGGGCAGCAAACACCGCCCACUGAAAGACGUUCACCAUUGGCGACCCGACGCAAGGCCACACUGGAGUUGCCGAAACCUAAGGAGGAGAUGGCAGAGGUGACAGACGGCACAAAGACAGAAAGCAAACCAGUAGAAAAGGAGAAGCUGGACCCUUUCAAAGCUCCUCAGGUUAUCCGCAAGAUUAGGGGAGAGCCGUUCUCAGAUGCCUCAGGCCACUUGAAGCUGUGGUGCCAGUUUUUUAACGUUCUUAGCGACUCCACCAUCAAGUGGUACAGAGACGAAGAGGAAAUUGUGGAGAUGCAAAGAUGUGCUGGGGAUGAGAGUCCAGUAGCCCUGGCCAUAGUCCAGGUUUCCAGCAGAGACUGUGGAGUAUAUGGCUGCUCAAUCAAGAAUGAAUAUGGGACUGACAUCACUGAUUACUUGCUCAGCGCAGACAUACUGGCAGAAUUUUUCUUAAGGGAAGAUUUAGAAGUUGGAGAAGAGAUUGAGAUGACACCAAUGAUGUUCACCAAAGGCCUGGCCGACUCGGGUUACUGGGGUGAUAAAUUAUUUGGUCGCAUCAUGACAGCAGAGGCCCAGAUUGGAGAGGGAUGCAAGCACAAGACGUGCAGGGCAAAGGUCAUCUAUGGUUUGGACCCUGUCUUUGAGUCAGGCAGCAUGUGCAUCACUAAAGUAAGAAAUCCCAUCACAUAUGGGGCCAAGGAGGAGAGCAACCUGGUCGAGAGAAAUUUAGAAAUCACCAAACAGGACUGUAAAAUCCAGAAUACCGUUCGGGAGUACUGCAAAAUAUUUGCAGCUGAGGCCAGAGUCAUUGAGAACUUUGGAUUCUCAUUAGAAGUCACCCCCCUUCAUCUGAUGUAUCGGCCCGCCAAUACAAUUCCAUAUGCUACAGUAGAGACUGAUCUGAAGGGCGUGUAUGUGAAAUAUUGUCUGAUGGACAGCACAGGGAGACUGAUCGCCAGAGCCACCUCUGAGGUGGAGCAGAAGUGUUGCACUUUCCAGCACUGGAUCCAUCAGUGGACCAAUGGAAACCUCCUGGUUACCCGGAUAGAAGGUGUUGAUACAAAGAUAACAAACAUUGAAAUUGUUACUAAGUCGAAAGGGUAUCAAGGCCUCACAGAUAAAGGAUCUCCAAACAUAAUGGAGAAGUUCAUUACUCAACAUCAGUGUAAUUACUACUGUGGACUUAUGGGCCUAAGACCCUUAAAGCCAGUGGAAUCUCCACCGCAGCUUAAAAUAAAGACCUCCAGGAGCCCUCUUCUGGCCCGGAGGGGCGUAUCGGGCUCAUCCAGCCCUCAGCUUCAGAAGAAAGGAACUAGCCCACAGUCCACCAGGAAAGGCACGUCUAGCCCCAAAGUGGUUAAAAAGACAGGUGAAGCUGGGGAGAGUAAUUCCACCACCAAACACAAAGCUGUAGAGGUCCCAAAACCUGUCAGGAUGAGGUAGAAAGGAGGACUAGAUCUAUUGGAAACAAAAUGCAAAGCAAACUAGGGCAUACUUUUUGAUUUUCUUACCAAACUUUAGUUUGGAGUAUGUAUAAUUAUAUAUAGCUACUGUUGUACAGCACAGAUGGCUUCCUGUAAAUGGAUUCUGUCCAUUGUCUUUGCACAGUGUCUAAAAUGCAACAAAUAAGUUCACAGUGUUCCUGUAGCUCAAUUGGUAGAGCAUUGCUUAUCAAGUGCAAGGUUGGGGGUUUGAUUCCCCGGGAACACAUGAUAGGUCAAAAUUGAUAGCCUGAAUGCACUGUAAUUCGCUUUGGAUAAAAGCGUCUGCUAAAUGCAUAAAUGUAUUUUUUAAUUUAAAUUAUUAAGAAAUGUCUAUAUAGAUAAAAGGAGAGUAAAAGGGUGAAUGACCGGAGGUGUUUGCCAAUUUUUAAUAUUACUGUGAACUGCUUUGCAGAUAUGAGUCCCCAUUAAUACCUCCUGGGAGAACCUUCACUUUAUUUUUACGUGCUGAAUUGAGGCUACCACCAUUUUAAGACUGGAGAAAAACACAAACCUGUACAUGGAUGAGCAUUGUUUUCAGAUAGACUCUGGAACUGUGUUAUGAUUGACUCAAAUGUUCCUGUGUCAGGUUUAUAUGACUGAGGAACCGUAAGAGAGGGACUCUUCAAGUGUUCCUCGAACAUCUGUGAUGUAUGAGUUUCAGCUGUGUGGAGCUGCAGCUGUCGCUGAGAUGCUUUUUAUAGUGGAUUGUUCUGCUUUUAAGGGUAUGGCCAUUUAUCUGCAACACCAGUGCACCAAUAUUGGUUGUAUACAGGCAAAGUAUUAGUGUCAUAAUCAAAGCAGAGUUUUUAUCUUAAAUGUAACUCCCAGAAGAGGGAAAAUAAUUUGCUUUAUUUUCACAGUAAAGCCAGUUUAUACUGA